AUGUCUCUCCAUUACAAGAAAGUCAUCUACCCUACUCUAGACCCAGGCCAGAAUCUCCCAACUUUCAGGGCAAGCGAUCUGCAGAUUGUUGAAGCUAUCGCACCCACAGUUUCCGUCGUCUUGUUCGAGCAGCAGAAGUUCGCAUACAAAAAAAUCGAUCGCCCUAUCUAUGAACCUAGUGAUACGGAUCAUAUCUUGGACGAGAUCGAGGCUCUUGCAAAGUUCCAGGGGCAGUCGAAUAUCGCACAAUUGGUCGGUCUAGUAAUAUCAGAAAACCAUUAUAAGACCAACUCAUCAUCCGACACACCAGAAGUGAUUACAGGGUUUCUCCUUGAAUACUAUUCCGGGGGCUCGCUCGAAGAGAUCUCUGUGGAGACAAAGAUCAGAAAUGGCUCUCUUCUGAUCCAAUGGGCUCUACAGAUUGGAAGCGCGCUGGAAUCAAUGCAUGAGAGUGGUCGAACCCACCUUGAUAUCAAGCCCUCAAAUAUUCUUCUAGAUGCUCGGGGAAACGCUAUCCUCAUAGAUAUCAGCGGGACCGGCGGCUAUGAUUGGGAAUGGCUUUCACCUGAGAUGCAAGGGCUCCUCCAAAGAAAUGGCGAAUUAGCCCCUGUCAGUGCUCCGUGGAAGGCACGAAUUGAUACAGACCAAUGGGCUUAUGGUAGAUUACUCGCUACAAUUGCCGAAAAAAGUGGUGAUCGUGAUGCACGUGUAAAGCUGCAAUCAAUUGCUGGUGAUUUGAUGAGAACUGCCCCUGAAGCUCGUAUUUCGUUAUGCGACGCUCUUGCAAAGCUACAAUAA
This is a messenger RNA of Penicillium taxi, 798 nucleotides long. RefSeq lists its product as uncharacterized. Gene Ontology annotation, molecular function: ATP binding; protein serine/threonine kinase activity. The transcript has a single exon. Lineage: Eukaryota; Fungi; Ascomycota; Eurotiomycetes; Eurotiales; Aspergillaceae. The coding region runs from base 1 to 798 and encodes 265 amino acids. Gene Ontology annotation, cellular component: autophagosome; cytoplasm. Gene Ontology annotation, biological process: autophagy; peptidyl-serine phosphorylation; autophagosome organization. The record is from RefSeq and is a predicted model, not a curated record.